CUAUGCCGUGGAUACACUUUCUGGUACACGCGUAUUUCCUGCUCAAUUAUGGUCUCUGCUGGGCGGGGAUCACCGGGAGGGAGUUCGUCAAUGUCUUCCCGCAGGAUGGCGACCCGGGCUCGGACGUGCAGCGGGAGGUGACGAUCGCUGCCGCCUCGUCCGCGGGCUCGACCGCCGUCACGGUGCUGGUGUACAACACCAGCUUCAGGCAGGAGCUCUCCCUCGCCGGCGGCCAGAUGACGACGGUGUCCCUGCCGGCCCAGGUGGAUAUGCUGGGCUCCUACUCGCCCAGCGCCUUCCUCGUCCAAGCCGACCAGGAGGUGUCGGUCCUCGCCCUCCGCUGCAGGCCCGGCUCCUGCGCCGCCAGCCUGCUCUACCCCGUGGGCUUCUGGGGCAACCAUUACUAUGCCGUGGCGCCGCUGGUGCCCGGCCAGGCGUCCCUCGCGGAGAUCGUGAUCACCAACCAUGCGUCCAACAACCUCGUGGACAUCGUGCUCGCCGCGCCAGUCUCCUUCCAGGGCAGGGCGUACUCCCGGGGGGACGUGUUGACGCUCCGCCUGGGCCCCUUCUGGAGCGCCCAGCUGCAGAGCCCGCAGAGCCUGUCCGGCUCCGAGAUCACGUCCCAGGAGGCCGUGGGGGUGGUGUGUGGGUACACCUGUGCCCCGGAGGGGAGCCAGGGGUGCAGCUAUGGGUUUGUGCAGCUGCUGCCCACCUCAGGCUGGGGCGACACCUACGUGGUGCCCCCUCUGCCCACCCAGUCCUCCUCAGACCUGCUGUACGUCUUCACCUACCUGACCACGCGGCUGCAGGUUCGGGACAAUCAGGCACAGCACGAGAGAACGCUGCUGGGGGGCGCUGUGGAGGAGCUCCCAGUCAACCCCUCCAGCGCUGCCUACAUCACAGCCAGCAAUGGGGUGCAGGUGGUCUACUUCUGCUCUGGGGCGGCCGCCCCCUUCCUGAUCAGCCUCCUCUCCGCUGACCGCUCCUGCCUGAACUUUGGCCUCGUUGCCCGACCAGGCUUCCAGACCCACGCUGUCGUGGUGGCCAAGGGCUCGUCCGGCAUCCAGCUGCGCUACGACGGGGUCCCUCUCCCUCCCGGCGUGUCCUGGCACAGCGUGGCCGGCGUGGACCAGUCCUGGGGCCUGCUGCCCAUCGGCAGCCCCGGGCAGCACAGCCUGCAGCAGCUGGACGGGCAGUUCGGGGUGUAUGUCAUCGGCACCAGUCCCACCAGCUCCUACAGCUACCCGGGCCUGUGCUCCGGUACAGCUCGGGACCCGUGCCAGGUGGUGCGCUGUGGGUACAGUCGGCAGUGUGUGGUGAAAGCUGGGGUGCCCAUGUGCGUUUCAAUUGCUGGGCUGUGCCAGGCCUGGGGGGACCCUCACUACCUGACCUUCGACGGCACUGCCUUUGACUUCCAGGGCAGCUGCACCUACACCAUCUCCCAGACGUCCUGCCCUGGCGCUCCACCACUGCCCGGCGGCUUCGCUGUGCAGGCUGCCAAUGAGAACCGCGGGGAUGCCAGGCUCUCCUUCGUGCGCGAGGUGCAUGUGACCCUGCCGGGGGUCAACAUCACCAUCAUGAGGGGCGAGGAGCCGCAAGUGAGGGUCAAUGGGAGCAAGCACUACCUGCCCAUCCGCCUGCAGGCCGGGGCGCUGGUGCUGUACCACAGCGGUUUCUCCGCAGUGCUGGCGACGGCCGGCGGCCUGCUGCUGCGCUUCGACUGGCUCCACCACCUGCAGCUGGAGCUGCGCCGGGAUCUGGCGGGCGCCGUCUGCGGCCUGUGUGGCAACUUCAACGACGACCCCUCCGACGACCUGCUGACCCCCGACGGGCGGCUGGCACUGGGCAAGGAGGACUUCGGGCGGAGCUGGGCAGUGACGGGCGGCGCCGGGGGCGAUGGCGGCUGUCAGCAUGGCUGCGGAGGCGGCCCGUGCCCACAGUGCAGCGCCGAGCAGCUGAGCCGGUUCAGCCUCAGGUCCUCCUGCGGGCUCCUGGAGGACCAGCUGGGGCCCUUCGCCCCCUGUCGCGCGGCUGUGGACCCCACGCCCUACGUCCGCGGCUGCAUCUACGACCUGUGCGUCUUCGAGGGCGCCGGCGAGCUCCUGUGCAGGGCGGUGAAGACGUACGCGGAUGCCUGCCAGUGGGCCGGGAUCCAGGUCUCCUCCUGGAGAGGCCUGGCGCACUGCCCCCUGACUUGCCCUGCAAACAGCCACUACGAGCCCUGUGGCUCAGCGUGCCCAGCGACCUGCAGUGACCCCGAUGCCCCGGCUCGGUGCCAGGCUGCCUGUGUGGAGACGUGCCAGUGUGAUGUGGGCUUCCUGCUCAGUGGGGGAGGGUGUGUCCUGCCCCAGCAGUGUGGCUGCACCUACCAGGGCUUCUACUACUUGCCCGGGCAGCAGUUCUGGGCUGACAACCAGUGCCAAGAGCUGUGCACUUGUGACCCCUCUGCCCACCAGGUCCGGUGUGUCCCGGCUCAGUGCCAGCCCAAUGAGCUCUGCCGCUCUGUGGGUGGUGAACUGGGGUGUCAUCCAGUCCAGCUGGGGAUCUGCUCAGUGGAGGGAGACCCUCAUUACACCACCUUCGAUGGGCGUAGGUAUGACUUCGAGGGCAGCUGUGUCUACCAGCUGGCCGCAUCGUGCCCUGGCUCCCUGGGGCUGGAGCCCUUCGAGGUGCGCGUCCAGAAUGAGCAGGAGGGCCCCACAGGGGCGGCCAGCUCCAAGACCGUGCUGAUCCUGGUGCAUGGGUACCAGAUUGAGAUCACCAGAGAGCACACGAGCCGCGUCCUGGUCAAUGGCAUCCUGAUCAGCCUCCCUUUGCUGCUGAGCGGAGGGAAAGUGAAGAUGUACAGGAGGGGUCUGGCGGCGACUUUCGAAACCGACUUCGGCCUCAUUUUAACCUACGAUUGGAACAACCACGUCACCCUGGCGCUCAACAGGACAUACGCCGGCUUCCUCUGUGGGCUGUGCGGGAACUACAACAACAACCCCGCGGACGACCUCGCCACCAGCAGCGGUCAGCUGACCUCCGACCCCACCACUUUCGGGAGGAGCUGGAGGACGAGCCAGGUGCCCGGCUGCCAGGAUGCCCGGCCGCAGGGCCAGCCGGCCUGUAGCGAGGCGCAGAGAGCCACCCUGUUGGGACGCAGUUCCUGCGGCAUGCUCACUGACCCUCUGGGCCCCUUCAGGGAGUGCCAUCGUGCUGUCGACCCCGACCGGUUCUUCCAGAACUGCCUCAGCGACGUCUGCCUCGGCCAGGGCCGCCAGGGCGUCCUGUGCCAGUUUCUUGCCAGCUAUGUGGGGCAGUGCCAGGAGGCAGGAGCCAACAUCUACCACUGGCGGUCCUCGGGGUUCUGUGAACUUUCCUGUCCUGCCAACAGCCGUUACGUCCUGUGCUCCACAUCGCCCUCUGCCUCCUGCAUCCAGUCCCCAGGGCCUGUGGGCAUCACCUGCAGGGAGGACUGCCGCUGCCUGUUCGGGUUUGUGCGCAGUGGUGACCAGUGUGUCCCGAGCUCCCAUUGUGGCUGCCUGCAUGAGGGCGUGUAUUACCAGUCUGGGGACCGCUUCUUCCCCGACUCACAAUGCACGCAGCUCUGUACCUGCUCCGCGGGCAAUCGGGUGCAGUGCCAGCCCUCUUCCUGCCCCCAGGGCGAGCAGUGCGCCAUGCGGGAGGGUACACGUGGGUGUUACCCACUGGCAGCACUUGAUAGUGGAGUGGUGAACCCCAUCCAUCGCCAUUCCGGGUGCUCGGUGGCCGGGGGCCUGCACUACCGCUCCUUCGACGGGCGGGCGUUCGACCUGUGGGGGAACUGCACCUACACGCUGGCGCAGAGCUGCCCCGGCUCGGGGCCUGGGGUCCCGGUGGAGCCCUUCUCGGUGCAGGUGCAGCAUGAGCGCGUGGAGCUGGAGAUCUACGGGAUGACCUUCGCCCUGCUGAAGGGGCGCGCUGGGGAAGUCCAGGUGGAUGGUGUAACUUGGACCAUCCCGGCGGUCCUGGACCGGGUCAGUGCCGUUCAGCACGGCCUGCGAGUGCGCGUGGAGACGCAGGCGGGGCUGGUGCUGCUCUACGAUCUGCAGUACUACCUUCUGGUCUCCCUGCCCGGGAGUUACGGCAGCCAGGUGUGUGGUCUGUGUGGGGACUUCAAUGGCAGCCCUGAGGAUGACCUCCGGCUCCCGGAUGGCCGGCUGGCCAGCGAUCCCCAGGAGCUUGGGGCUGCCUGGACAGUCCCCGCUCUGGGGGCGGGCUGCCCAAAGGGCUGUGGGGAGACCUGCCCUCGCUGUGACCCCGGAGCGGCCUCUCAGUUUGGGUCGGAGCACUCCUGCGGGAUGAUCGGGGCUCCUGGAGGCCCUUUCGCUGCCUGUGUGUCUGUGGUGGAUCCCCAGCCUUUCCUCAGCAGCUGUAUCUACGACCUGUGCCUGUCCCAGGGGUUGCUGGCGCAGCUCUGCCGCAGUCUGCAGGCCUAUGCUGCCGCCUGCCAGGAUGCCGGAGUCGACAUCCUGCCCUGGAGGAGCCCGGAGCUGUGCUCUCUGACCUGUCCGCCUGGCUCGCAGUACCAGCUUUGUGCAAAGAUGUGCCCCCUGUCCUGUGCCGGGGCCCUGUGGGGGAGGUGCCCACAGACCUGCGUGGAGGGGUGCGAGUGUGCCCCGGGACUCCAGUUCAGUGGUGAAGGCUGCGUUGCCAUUGACAAAUGUGGCUGCUUCCACAAUGGCCGCUAUUAUAAGCCUGGCGAGGCAACCUGGGAAGAGAGGUGCACCAAGAGAUGCACCUGCACGCCCCCUGCUGGCCUGUCAUGUGUACCCGCAGCCUGUGACGAGGGACUGGAAUGCAGAGUGGACAAAGGGGCACUAGGCUGUUUCAUGGCGUGGCACUGUCCCAAGAACAGCCACCACGAGCCCUGUGGCUCGGCGUGCCCAGCGACCUGCGGUGACCCCGACGCCCCGGCUCGGUGCCAGGCUGCCUGCGUGGAGACGUGCCAGUGCGACGCGGGCUUCCUGCUCAGCGGGGGGGAGUGUGUGGCACCUAGUCAAUGCGGCUGUACCCACGAUGGAUUCUACUACCCAGCCAAUGAGACCUUCUGGGUGGAUGAGUGCCACAAGCAGUGCACCUGUGACCCCCACACCAAUCGGGUGACCUGCAGGCAGGCAUCCUGCGGGCCACUGGAGACCUGUCAGCUGGUGGGUGGGGUGAGGCGGUGCCAGCCCUUAGGGGUCAAAUCCUGUUCGUCUGAGGGUGGUUUGCACUUCGUCACUUUCGAUGGCCUCGGCUAUGACUUCCAAGGUGGCUGUGUUUAUCAGCUGGUGGGGCUGUGCUCUGGGGACCCCAGUCUGACCCCGUUCACGGUCUGGAUCCAGAGGGGGAGGGGCGUGUCACCGGCUGUGAUGUUGACCGUGAAUGUGUACGGCAUCACCAUGGAGAUCAGCACCAACGGUGACGGUAGAAUCCAGGUGGAUGGCCUCUUCAAAUCACUCCCUUAUUUCAUGCACUCUGACAAGGUGGUGACGUACAGCGCAGGGCUCUACAUGGUUGUCAGAACGGACUUUGGUCUCUCCCUGACCCUCGACAGCACCAGCCAUGUCACUCUUGCAGUGCCCAGUGUGUACUCAGGCGCCCUCUGUGGCCUGUGUGGGAACUACAAUGCCAACUCCACAGAUGACCUGACAGGACAAGACGGCCGGCUGGCCGAGAGCAUGGAUGAGUUUGGGCGGAGCUGGAGAGUCGGAGGUGAUCCCGACUGUGUGGAUGGCUGCAAAGGGGACACCUGUCUGGGAUGUCCGGAGCUGCAGAAGGAGCUGUAUAUGGGACGCGAUUCCUGUGCCAUGCUCACUGACCCCAGUGGGCCCUUCAGAGAGUGUCACUCCACUGUGGACGCCCACAGGUCCUUCAAUAACUGUGUGGGGGAGGUCUGUUCUAGUGGGGGCCUGCAGUCGGUUCUGUGUCAGUCCCUGGCACGCUAUGUCUCUGCCUGCCAAGAAGCUGGAGUCCACAUCUCUCCCUGGAGAAAUUCCACUUUUUGCGACCUGCUUUGCCCAGCUGGCAGCCACUACAGUCUCUGCUCGGAUGCUGUUCCUCCGUCCUGUGUGAGUGUCCCGCCCCCUGUGCCUGCACUCUCCUCCUCGCCAUGCCGUGAGGACUGCCAGUGUGACCCCGGUCUGCUCCGCAGUGGGGGUGCCUGUGUGCCCCCCCAGCAGUGUGGCUGUCUCAACGAUGGUGGCUAUCUUCUGUCUGGGGAGACCUACUACACUGACUUCUGCCAACAGCUGUGCACUUGCCAGCUCGGUGGGAUGCUCCAGUGUCAGGCGGCCUCCUGCUCCAGUGGGGAGGAGUGCCGAGUGAAAGAUGGGGUGCUGGGGUGUCACCUGCCAGCUCUGCAUGGGAGGUGCUUGGUUUUGGGUGGCAUGCACUACCACACCUUCGAUGGGCGAGACUUUGACUUCCGAGGGAACUGUACCUACACCCUGGCCAGGAGGAUCCCCAAGUGGGGUGCAGGGGGUGGCCUGGCGUCCUUCUUUGUGCGGGUGCAAAAUGAGCAACAGGAGGGAUCGGCUGUCUGGCUCACCAACCGGGUGGAGCUGGAGGUUUCAGGGCAGAACUUCAGCCUGAGCCGGGAGCAUGCUGGGAAAGUGGAGGUGGAUGGAGUGCUGGAAAACCUCCCUUUCUCGCGCCCCGGCGUGCGAGUUUACCGGCGAGGGCUCGGUGUGGUGAUCCAUGCCCAUAGCUUGGUGAAAGUGACCUUUGACCUUCAGUACCACGUGGCGCUGAUGAUCCCAGACGGCCACAGGGACCAGCUGUAUGGCCUGUGUGGGAACUUCAACGGGAAUCCCUGGGAUGAUCUCCAGCUCCCGGACGGCAGGCUGACGGAGGACCCGCAGGAGCUCGGUGCCUCCUGGAGAGCGCCUGUGCUGGGGGAGGACUGCAGCGACGGCUGUGGGGGGGCCUGCCCCCACUGUGACCCCCAGGUGGCGACAUCUUGGGUUCAGGAAGAGAGCUCCUGCUGGCUGACCAUGGCUCCCAGUGGCCCCUUUGCUUCCUGCAGCCCUGUUGUGGACCCCCAGUCUUUCUUCGGCGCCUGCAUGUAUGACCUGUGUCUGGCCCAGGCGGGCCGGGUGCCGCUGUGCGCCAGUCUACAGGCCUACGCCUCUGCCUGCCAGGAGGCCGGGGUGUCCAUCCUGCCCUGGAGAACCAGCGCAUUUUGCCCGCCGCGGUGCCCAGAGUUCAGCCACUACAGCCCCUGCGCGGACGCCUGCGCGGCCGCCUGCGCAGAGGUGCGGCCCAUCCUGGACUGUCCCGCCAACUGCACGGAGGCCUGCGCGUGCGACAGUGGCUACGUCUUCGAUGGGAACGCCUGCGUCUCUGCGGACGAGUGCGGCUGCUUCCGGGACGGGAGGCGAUACAAGCCUGGAGAGGACACGCUGGUGGAGAACUGCUCCUUGAACUGUACCUGUGUUCCUCCAUCCCUCCUUUGUGAACCUUAUUCCUGUCCUGUGCCCCUGACCUGCCAGGCCUGGGAUGGGGUCCUUAGUUGUCACGAGCCAGCCCUGAGCUCUGUUUCUGCAGAUGACGAUUGGCUGCCUACAGAUUGCACAGAAAGUAUUGAUGGAUCUGAUGCUUCUCCCUGCCCGGAACACAGCAGCUAUACCACCUGUGGAACUGCCUGCCCCCGUUCCUGCACCCACAAGCUGCAGAACAUGAUGUGUAUUACGUUGUGUGUGGCGGGCUGCUUCUGUGAUAAAGGGUACCUGCAGAGCCCUCGGGGCUGUGUCCGGGAGGACCAGUGUGGCUGCAUAUACAACGGCCAGUACUACAACCCUGGGGAUGUCUUCUGGACCCCUGUGGACUGCCGCCAGCGCUGCACCUGCGUCCCCUCCACUGGAGCGGUGCUCUGCCAAAAUAGCAGCUGUGGUGCCCAAGAGCAGUGCUCAUUGAGUGUGGGAGUGUGGAGAUGCCACCCCACCGGCCACUUCAACUGCUCAGUGCAGGCUGGCCGCCACUUCCUGACCUUUGACCGCCGUGCCUAUGACUUCUGGGGCUCCUGCUCCUACUGGCUGGUGCGCAUCUGUUCCCAGAAUUCCCAGCUUGUGCCCUUUGAGAUCCGCCUGUCUGUGGGCAGCUGUGGAAAUCGGCUCUCCAACGACGUGGACCUGAGCAUUAAGGUUUACAAGACCUUGAUCUCCAUAAGCAAAGCUUCUCCUUUGAAGGUUCAGGUGAAUGGAUCGCAGGUGUUUCUGCCGUUCACAUGGAACAGCCAGGUAGUGAUCUAUCCCUCUCCCUGGUCUGUGAUGGUAGAGACCGACUUUGGCCUGCGGGUGGCGCUGUACCAGAGCAGCACAUGGGUGGUUUUCCUGCCCAGAACCUAUGGCAGUGUGGUGUGUGGCUUGUGUGGCAAUGCCAAUGGCAAUCCUAGUGAUGACUUCCUGAUGCCCACUGGGCAGCUGGCAGUGAGUGCCCAGGAGUUUAGCAGCAGCUGGCAGGUGGACAAGGUUCCUGGGUGUGAGACCGUGUGCAGCUCGGGCACCAGGCAGUGCAGAGUGGAGGAGCAGCAGCUGUUCAGGAGGGAGCUGUACUGCGGGGUGCUGCUCAAUGACAUGGGCCCCUUUGGGCGGUGCACCCGCAUCCUGGAUCCCCAGCCUUACCUGCGCAGCUGCAUCGCAGACACCUGCGCAUAUGGGGGUCACCACUCGGCACUCUGCAGCUCUAUUGCGGCCUACGUUGCAGCCUGCCAGGCUGCUGAGAUCCCCGUCAGGCAGUGGAGGAGGGACACCUUCUGCGGGGCUGCAUGUCCGGACAACAGCCACUACGAGCUCUGUGGCACCAGCUGUCCCGUCACCUGCUACAAUCUCGCUGCCCCAGUGUACUGCAGCGCCUCCUGCAGGGAGGGCUGUCAGUGUGACAGUGGCUUCGUGCUCGGCAACGGGAGGUGCAUCCCAAUCUCUGAGUGUGGGUGCCUUUACCAAGGGCAGUACUACCCUCAGGGCGUCUUCUACCCUGAAGCAGGGUGCCAUCUGCGGUGCCAGUGCAGCAUGGGUGGGCGGGUCCAGUGCUUUCGGUGUGGCUGCGGGCCGCAGGAGCAGUGCCGGGAGGAGGGGGGGGUCCGGAAGUGUGUGCCAGCCAGCUACGGCAUGUGCCUGGUGCUGGCCGGCAUCGGCUAUGUGACCUUUGACGGUGACUGGUAUGUGGCUGGGGGCUCCUGCUCGUACCUGGUGGCCCAGGCGGAGGGGUUGGGCCUGGAGCGCUUCGUGGUCGUGCUGCGGAUGGAGGGUGCCCGGGUGGCGAGCGUGGUGGCGGUGGCCCUGGAGGGGUACAACAUCAUGAUCCGGAGGGCAGCGCCGCGGAAGAUCCGGGUCAAUGGCGAGGACUUCAGCUUGCCCCUGGAAAUGCCCGACGGGCUCAUCUGGGCCUACCAGGACGGCAUCACCACUGUUCUUCAGACGGGCUUUGGGCUCAAGGUUCUCUUCUCAUCCAAUGGUCCGCUCUGGCUCGUGGUCCCGUCCCGCUACAGGAGCGCCACCUCUGGCCUGUGUGGGAACUUCAACGGCUUGAACUGGGAUGACCGUCGGCUCCGCAGUGGUGUGCCGGCCUCCAGCCUGGCUGCCUUCCUGAGCAGCUGGGCAGAGGCGGGCGAGGGGGUGGCCUGUGACCACGGUUGUGCCGACAACUGUCCGUUCUGCGAUGUUGCGCUGGGCCUGGGGGGCAUCAUCCAGCAGAAGUGUGGCCCGCUGAGCGCCGUGGACGGGCCGUUCGGCCGCUGCAGGGCGGUGCUGGAGUCGGAUCAGUUCUUCCCCUUCUGCGUGGACGCCCUGUGCAAGACGUCCGGGGACCUGUGCCUCAUCCUGGAGGCCUACGCCAUGGCCUGCCGCUCCAGGGGAGGGGUCCCGGGACCCUGGAGAGCCAACGCCUCCUGUCCGCUCACCUGCCCAGACCGCAGCUCCGUCAGCCCCUGCGUGGCGUCUAGCAGCAGCUCCUGCGCCGAGGUGCUCAGCCCCCCGCGGGGCCCGGGUGGCUGCUCCGAGGGGUGCCAGUGCGACAACGGCAACGUCUUCGAUGGGGGCGAGUGCAUACCCCUGGGCAACUGUGGGUGCCUGUACCAGGGCAGAUACAUCAAGAUGGGCGCGAAGCUGUACAAUGAGGACUGUACCCGAAGGUGCGAGUGCCAUCGUCUAGGUGGGACGUUGUGUGAGCCCACUGCCUGCAGCCCGAGGGAGAUCUGCACCCUGAGAGAUGGGGUGAGGGGGUGUUACCCCCGGGAGCAGGGCUGCCAGCUGCUGGGGGGGUCUGGCCUCCAAUCCUUCGAUGGCCGUCAGCUGACUCUGACACCUGGUGCGCCCUAUGAGCUCUCCUCCCUCUGUGACCCCACCAGUGACAAGUGGUUCCGGGUUGUAGCCUGCAGCUCCUCCCAAGGCCAGAAGACCAGGGUGCUGCAUAUCUUCCUGGGCCUCAGCCUCAUCCGGAUCCAGGACCGCACUGUGCAGGUGAACGGCCGCCGCGUCACCCUGCCGGUCAGCCUGGCCGCGGGGGUGUCGCUGAGAGAGAACGGAGCUGGGGCGCUGGUUGUGAAGCGGGGCUUGGAGAUCGAGGUUCAGCUCAGCCCCUCUGGGGACUUCACGGUGGUCCUGUCCCUCUGGUACGUCGGGAAAACGUGUGGCGCCUGCGGGAACUACAACGGCAGCCCCUCAGACGACCUCGUGGGAUCAAACUCCUGGGUCGCCAAGAACUUCACCGGCUGGAUGAUUCCCUUCUAUAAACCCAAGCUGACCAAUCUGGAGCAGGAGAUCCAGGUCAAAGUGUUCUGGUCACGGAUCUGCUGGGCCACUCCUGGGGGGAAGGAGUUUGCCACAGUCUUCAUGCAGAACUACGAGCAGAACUACGGCAACCCGCGCAUGCAGAUCCAGGUGUCAGCCUUCCACCCCGACACCAAGGUCAAAGUCAGCGUGGCGAAGCUGGGGUACAUCCAGGAGCGCACCCUAGGGGCCGGGCAAGGGGUGACCUUCCAGCUACCCAACAGCGUUGAGGUGUAUGGCAGCCAGAAGACUUCGAACACCGUCCUGAUCGAGGCCAGCAAAGACGUCACGGUGGUGUCACUCAACUACAAGUACCUGACGGCCGACACAGCCGUGAUCUACCCCGUGACCGACUGGGGCACAGAGUACUAUAUCUUCACCUCUCCCAUCUCGCCCCUGGGCACCUACAAGGAGCUCGCCGUCGCCAACUACAAGGAGCCCAACAGCAUCGACGUCUACCUCCGGGCGCCUGUGAGAUUCCAGGGCCAGCUGUACUUCCCCGGCACCAAGCUCACCAUCAACCUCGGCCCUUUCGAGAGCGUGCAGCUGCAGAGCUGGUACGACCUGUCCGGCUCGCGGGUCGUCUCCAAGCUCCCUGUGGCCGUCUUCAGCGGGCACUCCUGCACCUGGAGGUUCACCAGGUGCAAUCAUGUAUACGAGCAGCUGACGCCGGUCAGCCGCUGGGGCAGGAGCUUCAUCGUGCCUCCGCUGUCCUUCCAGAACCGGUUCGACAGCGUUUACAUCCAGGCCUCCCAGCCCACCCAAGUCACCGUGCAGGCAGGCAACGCGAAGGAGACAGUCGACCUCAACCGCGGGGACAUCUACGAGUUCCAGAUCCGCGCGCCAUUCCCUCUCUCCGUCACAUCCAACCAGGGCAUCCAGGUCCUGUUCCAGGCUAACGGCGCCUACUUCGAAGAUGGCACCAUGUUCGACCCCUUCCUGAUGACGAUUGUGCCCACCGACCGGUUCUGCACCGCCUACACCCUCGACGGGCAGGCCGACUUCAAGAACGUGGCCAUCUUCCUCGUCCGCACCAACGACCUGCCGGGGCUGAAGUUCGACGGCAACCCCGUGACCCGUGACGUCCCCUGGAGGGCAAUCGCGGGCACACAGUACUCCUGGGGCGAGGUGGCCUUCCCUGCUGGGGCUGGCCGGCAUACUGCCGCCCAUCCCAGCUCCCCCUUCGGCCUCUACAGCGUGGGCAUCGCCCAGAUGAAUGGGUAUGGAGCUCCCGCACCCUGCAGCCAGCAAGUGGCCAUGGACUGCAGCAGUGUGACGUGCAGCACGGGAGAGCAGUGCGUGAUGAGUGGCGGUUUCCCCAGCUGUGUGCAGCAGUCUGUCAAGACGGGCACCUGCUCGGCCAUGGGUGACCCCCACUACCGCACCUUCGACGGGCGCACCUUCGACUUCAUGGGCACCUGCACCUACAUCAUCACCAAGAACUGCCGCAGUGACGAUGGCCUGCCUGCCUUCGAGGUGGAGGCCAAGAACGAGAACCGGGGGAGCAUGAGUGUCUCCUACGUGGCCAUGGUCACUGUCAAGGUGUAUGGCUACGCUAUCACCGUGGUGCGCUCUGAGAUUGGCCUGGUUCGGGUCAACUACAGGAUUGGCUAUGUUCCCAUGAUCCUCGACAACGGGAAGCUCACCAUCUCCCAGAGUGGACGUUCUGUUAUCAUCAACACCGACUUUGGCCUGACGGUGCGGUACGACUGGGAGCACUACCUGGUGGUGACGGUGCCCGGUAGCCUUGCGGGCAAGCUCUGUGGCCUGUGCGGCAACUUCAACGGCCGGCAGGACGACGACUUCGCCACGCCCAGCGGCUCCCAGGCGCCCGACGCGGUGGCCCUCGGCAGGAGCUGGCGGGCCAGCGGCGCGGCGGGCGACGGCCUGUGCUGGGACGACUGCAACGGGCAGUGCCGGCGCUGCGAGCACAGCUUCAUCAAGCGCUGGGAGGGCGAGCUGUUCUGCGGGCUGCUCACCCGCAUCGUCGACGGGCCCUUCCGCCUCUGCCACUCCGUCAUCGACCCCAAGAUCUACCUGGACAACUGCGUCUUCGACGUCUGCAUGGCCGACGGCUACCACCACUACCUCUGCCGUGUGCUGGAGGUCUAUGCCGAGGUCUGCCAGCGCGCGGGCAUUGUGGUGUACGACUGGAGAACCCUUGCAAAGUGCCCUGCCAGGUGCCCAGAGAACAGCCACUACGAGCUGUGUGGCUCCGCCUGCCCCGCCACCUGCGGCAGCCCUGACGCGCCCUCCAAGUGCAGCGCCCCCUGCGUGGAGACCUGCACCUGCAAUCCAGGCUUCGUGCUGAGCAGGGGUCGGUGUGUGCCCCAGGCUCGCUGUGGCUGCACCUACGAGGGCCGCCACAUCCCGGCGGGGGAGACCGUCUGGGCCGACGACAGCUGCCGCAGGCGCUGCUACUGCAACCCAGCCAGCAGCACGGUGGAGUGCAGGGAGGAGGGCUGCCGCUCCGGGGAGCAGUGCCAGGUGGUGGACGGGGUAAGGGGCUGUUACCCCGUCACCUACAGCACGUGCACGGCUGCCGGGGACCCCCACUACCUGACCUUCGACGGGCACCGCUACAACUUCCAGGGCACCUGCGUCUACCAGCUGGUGGGCGUCUGCUCCAAGAACCCCAGCCUAGUGCCCUUCGAGGUUCUGGUGCAGAACAACUUCCGGGGCAACAGGGUGGUCUCCUACACCAAGCUGGUGGAGGUGAAGGUCUAUGGAAUGAGCAUCAUCAUCAGCAGGGAGUUCCAGGGCUUGAUUGAGGUGAACAACGAACUGACCAACCUCCCAGCGUUCCUGGACGGCGGUAAGGUGGUGGUGUACAGGAGUGGUUGGUUCGCUGUGGUCAAGACCAACUUCGGGCUGCAGGUGGCCUUCGACUGGAACAGCGUGGUCACCGUCACCCUCCCCAGCACGUACGCCGGAGCCGUGUGCGGCCUGUGCGGCAACUACAACAACAAGCAGCAGGAUGACCUGCAGAUGAAGAACGGGCGACUCGCCAGCAGCGCCUCCGAGUUCGGGCAGAGCUGGCAGGUGGUGGACAUCCCGGGGUGCGUGCACGGCUGCAAGGGCAUCUGCCCCGACUGCGACGUCAACCAGAAGCAGCAGUACGAGACUGACAAGUUCUGCGGCCUCCUGCGGGACCCCAAGGGGCCCUUCCGCGACUGCCACGCCAAGGUGGACCCCAGCGGCUACUUCCAGGACUGCGUCUACGACGUCUGCCUCUACAAGGGGAGCAAGACGGUGCUGUGCCAGGCCAUCACCAGCUACACCGCCGCCUGCCAGGAGAAAGGAGCCAAGGUCUAUCCCUGGAGAUCGGAGAAAUUCUGUGACGCCAAAUGCCCCGCUAACAGCCACUACGAAGUAUGCGCCAGCGGAUGCCCGGCCACCUGCUACAGUCUCGCCCCUCCCGCCGGCUGCCAGGCCCUGUGCAAGGAGGGCUGCGCCUGCAGCGACGGCUUCAUCCUCAGCGGGGACCAGUGCGUGCCCCUCGCCGGGUGCGGCUGCCUCUACAGCGGCCGGUACUACAAGACCGGCCAGGUCUUCUACCCCGACGGCAGGUGCCAGAGCGAGUGCCGGUGCCAGCCGGACGGCCGCGUGGAGUGCGCCAAGUUCUCCUGCGGCCCCCACGAGGAGUGCAAGCUGGAGGACGGCGUCCGGAAGUGCCACGCCGUCGGCGAGGGCACCUGCUCGGCCUCGGGGGAUCCCCACUACGUCUCCUUUGACGGGAAGCGGUUCGACUUCCAGGGGACCUGCACCUACACGCUGGCCAAGGCCUGCGGGCUGGAGGGCACCCGCCUCGCCCCCUUCUCCGUGGACGUGGAGAACGAGAAGUGGGGCAACGGCAAGGUGGCUGUCACCAAGCUGGUUGCUGUGGAGAUCGAUGGCAACACCCUGAUCCUGAAGGCGGGCGUGAAAGGACAGAUCAUGGUGAACGGGGUGUGGAACAACCUGCCCAUCAGCCUGAACAACCACGCGGUGCGAGCGUUCCAGCACGGCAUCAACGUGAUCAUCGACACCAGCUUCGGCCUGAGAGUGACCUACGACCUCGUCUACCACGUCACUGUCAGGGUCCCCGGCAGCUACCGCGACAAGAUGUGCGGCCUGUGCGGCAACUUUAACGGGAACCAGAAGGACGACUUCCUCCUCCCCAGCGGGCAGCUGACCCCCGACAUCAAGGCGUUCGGAUCGGCCUGGAAGGUGGCCGUCCCGGGUGUGCUGUGUGACGACGCCUGCAGCGGCAACACCUGCCCGGUCUGCGAAGCCAAGAGGCAGGCUGUCUUCGAGAAGCGCGGCUACUGCGGCAUCCUCACUGAACCCAACGGCCCCUUCGCCCAGUGCUACGCCAAGGUCCACCCCGAUGUCUAUUUCAGCAACUGCAUCUACGACCUCUGCAUGUCUGAGGGGGACAUUAACGUGCUGUGCAACAGCAUCGCGGCCUACGUCACUGCCUGCCAGUCCUUCGGCGUGGACAUCAAGAGCUGGAGGACGCCAUCCUUCUGUCCCUUGUCCUGCGCCGCUAAUAGCCACUACGAAAUCUGCGCCGACUCCUGCUCUGUGGCCUGCGCUGGGCUCUCUGACAUCACCAAGUGCCCCACUACCUGCGCUGAGGGCUGUGCCUGCGACGCCGGCUUCUUCUUCGACGGGGAGGGCUGCGUCCCGAUGGAUCAGUGUGGCUGCUACGAUCAUGGACGCUACUACAAGCCAGGAGAGGUGGUCUACGAGGACGAGUGUCAGCAGAAAUGCACCUGCAAUGCUAUAGAUGGCCUGGUGUGUGAGGCCCACUCCUGCCCAGCUGGAACCCAGUGCCUGAUCAGAAACGGAAUCAAGGCCUGCUUUAACACAGAUCCUUGCAAAGACGCCAACUGCCGUGUGAAGGAGACCUGCCGAGUGGAGAAGGGACAGGCAGUGUGCGUACCCCAGUACACAGGCACCUGCUGGGCCUGGGGUGACCCCCACUACCACACCUUCGAUGGCUACAACUACGACUUCCAGGGCACCUGCACCUACAUCAUCUCCAAGACCUGCGGCAAAAACGCCGCCGGCCUGGUGCCCUUCUCCAUCGAGGAGCAGAACGACAACCGCGGCAGCACCGUGGUCUCCUACGUGCGGGAGGUGGUGGUCUUCGUGUACGGCUACAAAGUGACCAUGCUGAAGCAGCAGUAUGGGCGGGUGAUGGUCAACGACGAGCUGGUCAACCUGCCCGUGAUCAUCGAUGGGGGUCAGCUGAAUGUGUAUCAGAGUGGCAUCAUGGCCGUCCUGCAGACAGACUUUGGCCUGACCGUCUCUUACGACUGGAACUGGCACCUGGUCAUCCAGCUGCCCAGCAGUUACUACGACAGCGUGUGCGGGCUGUGCGGCAACUUCGACGGGAACGGCAACGACGAGAUGAGGACGCCCGACGGCACGGCGGUGUCCUCCGUGAUCGACUGGGCCAAGGCCUGGCGGGUGCAGGACAAGCAGGACGCCUUCUGCUGGGACUCCUGCCAGAAGGACUGCCCCACCUGCGACGGCAACGUCGUGAAGCUGUACGAGACCGAGGCCUACUGCGGCGCCCUCACCAAGAAGGUGGACGGGCUGUUCCAGCAGUGCCACGUCAAGGUGGACCCCCGGGCCUUCAUGGACAGCUGCGUCUACGACAUGUGUCAGAACCAGGGAGACAAGAAGAUGCUGUGCCAGGCGCUGACCUCCUACGCCAACAUGUGCCGGCGCGAGGGCAUCAUUCUGAAGGACUGGAGGAAGCAGACGGGAUGCCCCAUGAACUGCCAGCCGCUGAGCCACUAUGAGCCCUGCGCCAGCCCCUGCCCCGUGUCCUGCCCGUACCCCGAUAGCCGCCCCACGUGCAACGGGACCUGUGUGGAGACCUGCGAGUGCGACCCAGGCUUCGUCCUGAGUGCGGGCAAGUGCGUGCUGGCGAGCACCUGCGGGUGCUCCUACCAGGGCCGCCACUACCGACCCUACGAGCGCUUCUGGGCGGACGAGGGCUGCCACAAGCUGUGCGAGUGCGACCCCGCCCUGCGGAUGGUGGUGUGCAAGGAGGCCAGCUGUAAGGCCAGCGAGGAGUGCUCCCUGGUGGACGGCGUCCGCGGCUGCCACCCGCUGACCUACUCCACCUGCAUGGCCGCCGGCGACCCCCACUACUACUCCUUCGAUGGACAUGACUUCACUUUCCAGGGCACCUGUAUCUACCAGUUCGUGGGGCUCUGCUCCAAGGACCCCAGCCUGGUCCCCUUCAAGGUCAACGUGCAGAACAAUCACCGCGGGAGUAGGACUGUGGCCUAUACCAAAGUCGUGGCCAUUGAAGUCUUCAACCUCACCAUCGUCAUCAGCAUCAACUACCCCAACAAAGUCCUGGUGAACGGCGAGCUCAUCUCCUUGCCCUUCUACUACGACGAUAACAAGGUGGUGAUGUACAAAAGCGGCGCAUGGGCUGUGGUGCAGACCGACUUCGGCAUGAAGGUGCAGUUCGACUGGAGCAACGUGGUCACCGUCACCCUGCCCAGCACCUACAAGGGGGCCGUGUGCGGCCUGUGCGGCAACUACAACAACAACCCGGCCGACGACUCCAAGAUGCCCGACGGCCGGAGCGCUCCCAAUGUGCAGACCUUCGGCGACAGCUGGAAGGUGGGCGAGGUGCCGGGCUGCUCCUCGGACUGCUCGGGGCCCUGGUGCAAGGUCUGUUCCGACUCCCAGAAGGACGUCUACCGGGCCGAGCGCUACUGCGGCGCCAUCGUCAACAAGAACGGGCCCUUCCGGCAGUGCCACGCCCGCAUCGACCCCGCCCGCUUCAUGGAGAGCUGCGUGUACGACGCCUGCCACUACAAGGGCCGUCCCUCCGUCGUGUGCGACGCCGUGGCCGCCUACGCCGCCGCCUGCCAGGACGCCCGGGUCCCCAUCCAGCCCUGGAGGAGCAGCAGCUUCUGCCCCGCCACCUGCCCGCGCAACAGCCACUACGAGCUCUGCGCCACGGGCUGCCCCGCCACCUGCCACGGCCUGUCCGCGCCCGAGGGGUGCCGCCAGCCCUGCAGGGAGGGCUGCCAUUGCGACAACGGCUUCCUGCUGAGCGGCGAGGAGUGCGUGCCGCUGGCGGAGUGCGGCUGCGCCUACGGCGGCCGGUACUACAGGAAGUGCCAGGUGUUCUAUCCCAAGGGCCACUGCAACGAGCGGUGCAAGUGCGGCGAGAACGGGGCCGUCUCCUGCACCAAGUUCUCCUGCGGCGCCCAGGAGGAGUGCAAGGUGGUGGACGGGGUGCGUGGCUGCUACCCCGUGGGGGAGGGCAGCUGCGUGGCCUACGGGGACCCCCACUAUGUCUCCUUCGACGGGCACCGCUUCAACUUCCAGGGCACCUGCACCUACACCCUGGCCAAGUCCUGCGACAGCAGCGGCCAGCUGGUGGGGUUCGCCGUUGAGCAGGAGAACGUCAAGUACGGGAACCAGAACGUGGCGGUCACGAUGACGGUGGCGGUCAUCGUCUACGACUACGUCAUCGCCAUGAGCGAGGGCAUGCGCUGGUUCGUCCUGGUGAACGACGUGAGGUACAACCUGCCCCUCUUCCUGGAUGGGGGCAAGAUCACGGUCAACCAGCAGGGCGGCAACAUCGUCCUCCGGACGGACUUCGGCCUGCAGGUGUUCUACGACUCCAUGUUCUACGUCAGGGUCACCGUGCCCUCCACCUACCGGGGCAAGAUGUGCGGCCUGUGUGGUAACUACAACAGCGACGGCAAGGACGACCUCCUGCUGCCUAGCGGCGCGCCGGCCGCCAGCGUGGACGCCUUCGGCAAGGCCUGGAGGGUGGGCAUGGGGGGAGGGGCCGGGCAGUGCAGCGAGGGCUGCGGUGACCGGUGCCACGUGUGCGAGCAGGCCAACGAGGCGCUCUACGGGCAGGAGGACGCCUGCGGGCUGAUCAGGUCCACCCACGGGCCCUUCCAGGCCUGCCACGGCAAGGUGGACCCGGAGCUCUACUUCCAGCAGUGCGUGUUUGACGUGUGCGCCCUCAACGGGGACAAGGGCACCCUCUGCAAGACCAUCCAGGCCUACGUGGCCGCCUGCCAGCUAGCCGGCGCGGACGUCAAACCCUGGAGGACCAAAACCUUCUGCCCGGCUACCUGCCCGGCCAACAGCCACUACGAGCUGUGCGCCGACACCUGCAGCUCCGCCUGUGCCGGCCUGGUCAGCAGGACGCCCUGCAGCAGCCGCUGCUUCGAGGGCUGCGAGUGCGACCAGGGCUUCAUGGCCGACGGCGACCGGUGCGUCUCCGUGGAGGCCUGCGGCUGCGUCUACGACGGCGCUUACCUCCAGGUGGGGCAGUCAGUGGUCACGAAGGGCUGCUCUCAGAAGUGCACGUGCCAGCCCACGGGUGGGGUGGUCUGCGAGAAGAUGCAGUGUGCCUCCGGGGAGCAGUGCAGCGUCCGGGAGGGCGUGCGCGGGUGCCACAAGCAGGAGGGCAGCUGCACGGUGAAGCCGGGGGCCCACCUCAAGUCCUUCGACGCCAUGGAGGGCAAGAUCGCCAGCGGCGGGGCCUUCGAGAUCGCCGCCCUCUGCGACCGCGGCUCGGCGGAGUGGUUCCGCGUGGUUGUGGACGUGCGGCUGUGCGUGAAGGGCAGCCUGGCGGCCGCUGUGACUGUGUACGCCUUCUUCGACGACACCGUGAUCGCCGUCAACAACGAGCACCAGACCUGGGUGAACGGCAAGCAAGUGGCGCUGCCGCAGAAGCUGAAGAACGAGCUCUCCAUCCACAUCUCCGACAAGCUGGUGAUCAUCGAGAAGAAGUCGGCCGUGCGCGUCUCCUACAGCGUGACGCAGGAGGUGACGGUCGCCGUCAGCGCCCACCUGGCCGGACGCACGUGCGGGGCCUGCGGCAACUUCAACGGCGACGGCAAAGACGACAUGGUCACGGCCGGCGGCAAGAUCUCCGUCAGCGUGUCGGAGAUCAUCGACUCCUGGAGGGCCAAGGACUUCUCCGGCUGUGGCCUGUGAGAUCCCGGAGCAGCUUCCCUAAAGAAUUAGUCAGAUGUGGAAUGUCGGGUUUUUUUUUUCUCGUGGGUUUACUCAAUCAAGUUUCUUGUAAACAAGUUUGUUUAAUUGUUUGUUAAAUGCUCCUUCUGGUAUACAUUUUUUUUUCUCUUCAGACA
Molecule: messenger RNA, 19912 nt
Organism: Lepisosteus oculatus (spotted gar)
Lineage: Eukaryota; Metazoa; Chordata; Actinopteri; Semionotiformes; Lepisosteidae
Source: RefSeq, a predicted model, not a curated record